UCCAGAGUGAACCUUAACCUCAAAUUUGAAAUGUUUAAUUAUGUUAAAAAACCGUUACAAUACAAAUAUUAGCAAAUUAAUUGUUAUACAACAAACGAUUGCCAAUGGACAUAUUAUUAGAAACAUUUUUUAUCAAGAAAGCUAUGGAAAGGAGCGAUUUCAAGAUAACUUAAGCGAGCCGAUGGAGGUUGACCCAGCUCAAGAUGCAGUUCCUACAUUGAAACGAAGACUGAACUAUCCUGGUGAGAAGAUACAAACGGUGGAAAGCUACGUCGAAAGGACCCGUCCGCCUACUCUCACGGCGUGCGCGAAACUCCUGCUGGUACUUCUUGGCGUUUGCGUACUAUCGGUUCUGUACCUGUUCGUCUACGGCGACAAGUACGUGGUGGUCAACCGUCUGGCGCAAUUUAAUUAUCUCGAGUCGGACUUAGAGGCGAACUUGCUCGACCAAAAGGCGGCGGUGAGGACGAUAAUGGAUAACGUAAACAGAGUCAAUUCCCGACAUGGCCUUUCGAAACUAUUGGCGUUCAUCGGAACGACCGGUACGGGGAAGACGUUUGCCGCCAACAUACUAAAGCGACACUUCAUUCCGUAUCACGUUAACGAGAUACGCAAGGAAGAUUUGAACAAACUCGACAAGGCGGUCGUUAACAGUUUCGACAGCUGCUGUUGUAAUUUAGUUAUCGUCGACGGUUUGAGAGCGGAAGACUUGUCGAAUCUGAUCAAGUUUAUCCGGUCCUUGCCGACUGACGAUUUUAGUAUAAUUAUUGUAUCGAUAUUUAAUAUUCACGAUACCGACGACGGACUGACUUAUAAAAUAAAUAGGGACGAAUAUCAGCAGAUUCGUAUGACGAUAGAUACUCAAGCGGGUAUCGAGUUUGAAUUAUUAAUAUUUUUUGAGCCUCGGGAGGAGGUGGUGGAGGAGUGGUUGCGUACCAAGUUGAAGAAGAAAGGCGUUGCGUCGAGUAGACACAAGUCUAUAAUUGCAGAUCUGCUACGGGAUGAUCAUUUGAAGAAGAAUGGCUUUAAGGGCUUGGAACGGAAGCUUUCUCUGAUUGAUUAAUUAUUUUGUAGAGACAAUUGAAAUAAACUACUUCUAAUUUUCUUAAA
Messenger RNA from Photinus pyralis (common eastern firefly), 1110 nucleotides. RefSeq lists its product as uncharacterized. The record is from RefSeq and is a predicted model, not a curated record. Lineage: Eukaryota; Metazoa; Arthropoda; Insecta; Coleoptera; Lampyridae. The transcript is spliced from 2 exons. The coding region runs from base 41 to 1063 and encodes 340 amino acids.